CAAAUAUUGGUUCCUAAGUAAGUUGGUUUCGUUGUUCCCUAUGGCAUGCCUUUUGUUUCCCUGGGGAGUGGUUUGGCGUUGCACCUGUGUGUCUAGCGUCAGUGAGCGCUGAUGCACGGAGCUGCAGGGGAUGGACUUCACAGAGUUCUACGGAGCCACAGACUCCAGUGUUGCUGAAGCAGCUCGCUCAGGCUGUAGGAAGCAGGUGAGGAGGCUGAUAAAGAGAGGUUUCAGUGUGGACUGUCGGGACAUCCGUGGUUGGAAUGCCCUGCACGAGGCGGCAGCCGCUGGCAGCAAGGAGUGUGUGCAGGAGAUUGUGUCUGCUGCGGGCGCAGCAGGCUCCUCCCGUGGCUGUGCUGCCUAUGUGAACUCUUUGACUCAUGAGGGGCAAUCUGCAUGUUACCUGGCAGUGCAGGGUGGACACCUGGCAGUGGUCCGACUCCUCCUGAAGGCACAUGCCAACAUCAACCAGCUAACAAAUGACUUAUCAUGUCCUUUGUAUGCAGCUGUUGACGGCAGGCACAAGGAGGUUGUAGAACUGCUGGUCAGUAAAGGUGCAGAGGUCAACCGAACACACACUGCAUCCUGCUGGACCUACCUUCAUCAGGCUGUUUACAAGGGUCACAGUGAAAUUGUACGCAUUCUGGUCGAUGUGUGCAACCUGGAGGCUCUAGAUGACCACAAUAUCUCCCCUCUCUUUUUGGCUGCACAGUAUGGACAACAGGAAUGCCUGGAAAUUCUUGUUAAUGCUGGUGCCAGUGUGAGCAUCCAGGCCGCUGAUCUGGCCACACCGCUGCUGAUUGCCUCUCAGGAGGGCCACCAGGCCUGUGUGGAUUUCCUGUUGGACCACGGGGCAGAUCCUAAUCUAGUCUGCAGUCAUGAGUGGCCACAGCUUCCCAUUCAUGCUGCUGCUGAGUUUGGCCCCAUCGGUGUCCUCAGGAGGCUGAUAGCUGUUACUGAUCGAGUGUGUGACCGUGGUGAUGGCAUGGUGAGUCCACUCUACCUGGCCAUCCGCAGCCAUCAGAGCAAAAAAGUCGAGAUGCUCCUAAAGGAAGGUUAUAGCCCAGACGCCCAGGACUGCACACACAUCCUGGGCAUCCGAUCACCGCUCUCCUUGGCCUUGUGGUGCACAUCAAACGAACCCUACAGUGAAUCAGUGGGGUUGCUGGUAGCUGCAGGGGCAAGUUUGAGCGAGGAGGACUGGAUGUAUGCCCUCGCCACAGACAAAACAGACCUGCUGCAGCUGAUACUUGAGCACAGAUGGAUCCCUCGACAGGAGACUUUGACCGGGGACGGUUCUGAACCAAAUCAUGAUGGGAAAACUGUGUUAAAGCUGCAGGAACUGAGGGAGCUGCUAUGCGUGGCACUAAACCAAGUAAACUUUGCCGCCUGCUGGCUUCCUCUGCUUCUAAAGGCAGGACUGGAACCUUCUUUGCUGCUUCAACCCAUCAUGUUUGAGCAAGCAGACAGUGAGGUGUUGAAUUACCUGCUGGAGUUUGUAAACUGGUCGAAUCUGUCUCCCCCUUUGAAACAUAUUCUGGAUCGAAGACGGGCAGAGAAGAUGUGGGAACCCCGUCCACAUCUUGAGUGCAUUCCCUGUCUUUCCCACAUCUGUCGGCUGCAGGUCAGGUCAGUGCUGGGACCAGAUCUACUGAUGAGGACCAAUGUGGUGCAGCAGCUCCCUGUUCCCUCCCCACUUCAUGGCUUCCUCCAAUUCAGAGACAUCCCAGAAGCUACCUACGCACACUCACCGCCAUCAUCACCACUUUCAAAUCGAAUACAGGGAUACCUCAGCACACACCAACACAGACAUGUUCUAUAACCCCCUUGACUCUUCCCCUUUAUGUUGCAUUAAGUUGUUUUUUUAAGUCAUCUUAUUUCGCACCGUUUGAAAGUUUCAUAUAUCUAGCAGCUUGUUACAGCUCCUCGUGGCAGCUAAAUUAUGUUUCAGUGUAAUAUAUUUGUUUUGUGAAUUAUUUUACACACAUAUUUCCUCAAAAAAUCUGAAUAUUUUGUAUCUUUGAGACUACAGGAAUUGUAUAUAUAAAAGUUCUGGAUGGGUUUUAAACAAAGGUUUACUACACAAGUGGGCCGAGAAAGGUUUAAAAAGUAUUUAAACCAUUUGCAAAUAAAACUGUUGUUUUUCUGUAUAAUUUAACUAAUUUGUUUAUUUUGUUUGUUCAUGCUGGAUUUUGAUUCCCUGUUUGUGAU
This is a messenger RNA of Anoplopoma fimbria (sablefish), 2211 nucleotides long. Its product is annotated as ankyrin repeat and SOCS box protein 3-like. Lineage: Eukaryota; Metazoa; Chordata; Actinopteri; Perciformes; Anoplopomatidae. Gene Ontology annotation, molecular function: protein binding. Gene Ontology annotation, biological process: intracellular signal transduction. The coding region runs from base 131 to 1822 and encodes 563 amino acids. The record is from RefSeq and is a predicted model, not a curated record. The transcript has 10 exons.